This is a messenger RNA of Rhizophagus irregularis DAOM 181602=DAOM 197198, 423 nucleotides long. The record is from RefSeq and is a predicted model, not a curated record. NCBI's taxonomy places the organism in Eukaryota, Fungi, Glomeromycota, Glomeromycetes, Glomerales, Glomeraceae.
AUGAGAAUAUUAUUUGCUCAGUUGUGUAAAUUAUACACUGUUUUUUUGGUUGUAAAUGCAACUAUACUAGUUUUAGGAGCACCUCUAAAUAAUGGGACUAGUAUGAUUCCAUUGACUCCCUUACAAAAGCGACUCACAAUUCCCGUUUGUCCCGACCAUCACCCUAUUUACGUUGAAUCUGAGUGUGAGUCAAUGUACUCAAUUCUUAUUACUUGCAAUACUGGUACAAAUCCACCUGAUACUGAUUUUAUUUCUUAUCCAUGUCAACCACACGAAACUUGCAUUCAAACAUACCGAUACAGGAUUAAAUACUGUUUUAAUGCAGGCUCAGAAAACAUAGUAACAGCUUAUGGUGCUGCUCAAAAGCUUAGUUUACUUAGUGAUCCUGGAUAUGCUGAAUUUUUAGACAUUGAACCUUUAUAG